Formica exsecta is the source of this 3789-nucleotide messenger RNA. RefSeq names its product nose resistant to fluoxetine protein 6-like. The transcript has 13 exons. The record is from RefSeq and is a predicted model, not a curated record. NCBI's taxonomy places the organism in Eukaryota, Metazoa, Arthropoda, Insecta, Hymenoptera, Formicidae. Gene Ontology annotation, molecular function: acyltransferase activity, transferring groups other than amino-acyl groups. The coding region runs from base 687 to 2936 and encodes 749 amino acids.
UAUUAUAUAUUUAUAAUUAUACUUGUUAAUUAAAUACUGAUUUUUUUCUUGUAAAAAGAUGUUCUUGUAUAUCGAUAAGCAAUAUCACGAAAUAUCGACUCGAAUCUCUUUCAUCAUUUUCACGGUCCUUCUUUCUCACACGAAUAAGAUAUUUUGUCGAUUUAUAAGCAACACUUUCGCGCGGUUACACCUAGUCACUUUUAUUUCACCGGCGACCGAGGUCUUUCUUGGUACAAAAGAGUGGGAGAAGACGAGCAUAUGUGCGACAGUAUUCAACCCCUCUUCUCGGCCUCCCUAUUGGCAAGGUGGCUCCAGGUGACUUCGUCGUUCGUGCCGCGAUCACUCGUUAAGCUCGCCUUCGAAUAGCUGGGCAAUUCGCGAAACACUCGAUAUAACUCGUGCGAUUCUCUUGACCGAUCCAGGUCCUGCGCGACGACUAGUUACGAUUCCAUUCUUUUUUUGAGAGAGCGUUUCCAGCGAAUUUUCCGGCUUCCAGAGUUUUAGUGAAUAUUUUCGAUGGCAAUCACACAAGCACGAACAUGAUCCACAAUUAAUCUUGCCACCCCGUCUUAUCAGUCUCAUUUGAAAAACGCCAACGAUAUCACGAUAUAAAAAAUUAAACUGUGCGAUUCAUAUUCCUGUGCGUGUAAUACUUUUCGAUCUGGCAAUCUUGUUGGAGGGGAGAAAUGGAAACGGUUGUGAGAAUUUGGAUUCUCAGUCUGAUCGGUCUGUCACAGGCAGACAAAUCAGUCAACAUCCUAACGCCUUCAGGCAGUCUCAGCACCUUCGAAGAGGAGAACAUACUACACGUGCUUUCGCGCAACAAGACUGAUACGACGAAAAACGUCACUUUCGACAAAUUAAUCAGCAGUAUUAGCAAUUAUACAAUCGACGCCGAAAAGGAUAUAUGGAGCGAUGGCAAAGUGGAAAUGCAACACACGAAUCCACAUUACGAAAAUUUCCCCGAAGAAAUCGAUCUCGAGGCACGUAGAUUGUUGCAUUUCCUUCCUGCUUAUGAUCCUGGUGCAGGUGACGUCAGCGCAGAAUGCAAACAACAUUCUGAUAUCUUUCACGAGGAACUCGCGAAGUUUACACUAUGGGCUCUCAAAAUGUAUGACGCGACCGCGAAAAUACCUUCCGGUCUGCUCAACGGAAAUAUUAAUCAAUUCGGUGAUUUCGACGAGUGCGUUGGUAUCGAGGGCAAGAAUGGCAUUCGAGGACAAUAUUGUCUGGCGUAUCUACAGUUGGAUGUCGAUCAGUCCCGAUCGGACCUUAAAUAUCUGCAUCGUUUGCUACAUUCGCACUAUGCAUUCCGCAGUAACAUGACCGACCCUGGUCACAGAGUACCGCGUUUUAGCACAGUAAAUUGGGCCGUAUGCACACCCGCAUCAUGUACAGCCCAAGACGUGAAAGCCUCUCUUCAAUAUGCUAUCUCCAAGUACACGUCUCAAACUGGUCUCAAAAUUAGGCUGCAUGUGGACAAAGAGAUGUGUCAAGUGAAAAAGGAACUUGUUCUAUCAAAAGCGACCAUCGCUACCAGUCUUCUCUUCGCCGCCGUGUUCAUCCUGACUCUCGUAGCUGCGUAUUAUGAUCAUUACAAAAUAUCAGCCAGUGAAUUGCUUUUAUCAUUCUCUCUGAAACGUAACGCUCAGAAACUUUUCUCAUUGGAAAGACCGCAGGGCGACAUAGCGUCGCUUCAUGGUAUUCGAUUUUUAAACAGCGUUCUACUGCUUAUAGCUCACAAGAGUAUGGCGGCGUUUUUUAUUCCCUACAUGAACCGGACUUACAUGAGCGAGUUUUUAGGUAAAUCGUGGUCCGUCUUAGGAAGANCGGCCAGUCUUUAUACCGAUCCGUUCAUCAUGCUGUCCGGUCUGUUAACGACGUACUCGUUUGUAGGCAGAUUGAACAGGACCGGAACGUUAGAUAUCAAAACUGAAUACUUAUCGCGCUUGCUGAGAUUGGUACCGACUCUAGGAGCGCUGAUAUUAUUUUGUACUCACAUCAUGCCGUAUAUCGGAUCCGGACCGCAGUGGCCAUUGGUGGUGACUAAUCACGCCAAUAUCUGCAAGAAAACGUGGUGGCGUAAUUUCUUAUUUAUUCAUAAUUAUUUUGGAUUCGAAAAUAUGUGUCUUACGCACACGCAUCAUGUGGGAAUAGACACGCAAUUAUUUGCGGUUUCACCCGCAAUGGUGUUACUCCUAUAUAAAAAACCAAAGAUCGGCGUCAUUGUACUUGGUGUAAUAGCCCUGAUAUCCACGAUGUUGAGAUUUUACGUCACGUAUACCAGAUAUCUCAACAAUUAUGUAUAUUUUGGCACAUCGAUAAGACAGUUAUUCGAUACUGCCGAUUUCUCCUACUCAUUACCAUCGCAUAGAUUAACCAUUUACAUUAUAGGCAUCUUUGUGGGCUAUUUACUUCGGAAUAUACCUAAGGAUUUUAAACUGAGCGCAACAGCUCUCUAUACAGGUUGGAUUGUGUGCACUAUAAUGUUCUUGGCAUCUUUUAUUGGACCCGCUAAAAUGGGAUCAAUCGAUUACGUAUACGAUCCGAUCCACGCAGCUACUUAUAACGCGUUCGCUCCUAUCGGAUGGUGUGGGUUGUUCCUUUGGGUGGCUAUAAUACAGCAUACUGGCAAUUCAAACGGAUUCUUGAGUAAAUUAUCCUCUUGGCGAGGAUUUCUUAUUACUACAAGGAUUAGUUAUGCCGUUUAUUUAACGCAAUUCCCGAUAUAUUUCUACAAUGUUGGACAAACCCGCACUGCGGAGCACUAUGAAUUUUUCAGGAUAAUGAUAAAUUUGAAAGAAAUAAUAUGGAUUAUUUGCAUGUCCAUAAUUCUUACGCUGCUAUUCGAUUCACCAUUCCAAAAUCUAAAAAAUUAUUUAUUGAAAAAACCAGUAUUGCAAAAAGAUAAAACAAAGUCAUCCAAAAUAGAAUAGAUCUCUUUUAACUUGAAUGAUUUCGACUAAAUGUUUUAUCUUGAUCACAACAUUCUAGAAUUUUGUACAUAUUAGUGUUUUCAACCCUAUUGAUAUAAUUAAUGUCUAAUAUGAAAACUAUUAGGUAGAGAGAGAAGUUAUCAUAUCAAAUUGAGUCAUAAAUAUUUUUUUCUACGGAAAAAUAAUUAGCAAAACGAAUCAAAAAGUGUCUUCUAAAAAAAUUCUCUCUUCUUUUCUUAAAAACCUGGAUAUGCAUUUUAAAUAAUUAUAAAAACAUAUUUACAUAAACUUUUCCAUAUUUACAUAAACUACUUUGCACAUGUAGCCAUACAAAUAUAACUGUAAAUAUUAGUUUUUCAUUAUUUUUCAUACAACUCUGAUAAACUUAAUAUGUUUACAAAGAAUUAUUAUGUAUAAGUUUUAUAUUUAGGCAAUACACAAUACUAUAUAAAUCAUAAUUUAAACAGAUUAGCAUUGAAUGCUUUAAUUCCUCUGGCCUCGCAACAUAAAACGAAUUAUUAUUAAUAAUAUAAAGCAAAUUUAAAAAAGUAAAUAAAAGCAGAUAACCAAGAAAUUUGUCUAUCUAUAAAUCAGAUGAAAAAGUAGUUAACCUAAAGCAAAAAUAAUCAGCUACAUAAUUAAAAUACUAUAAUAUAAUUAAAUUAUAUCUAUAUAAAAUUUGAUUACAUAUCACCAGCACAAUACAUCAAUGUGGAAAGAUAAAAUUUUAAUAUCUCGUAAUUAUUGUGUAUAUGUACAAAAGUGCCUUUUGAUUAGGAAUAUAUUGCUCAGGAAGUUUUGGACAAUAAAAUAUAAUUAUUGUUAAAAAUAUUAAAUACACAUUUCAUAUAUA